Molecule: messenger RNA, 2344 nt
Organism: Apis mellifera (honey bee)
Lineage: Eukaryota; Metazoa; Arthropoda; Insecta; Hymenoptera; Apidae
Product: LHFPL tetraspan subfamily member 6 protein
Exons: 5
Coding region: 947-1561 (204 amino acids)
Cellular component (GO): membrane
Source: RefSeq, a predicted model, not a curated record
GCGCACGAAGGCAGAGAGAGCGGCGUGGCGGAGCGAGCCGGCGGAAAAGCGAGCCGUUCCUUCGGUUCAGUCGCAGUCACGAAGCGGCGCCGUGCACCACCACUCGGCCGCCUCUUUCUCUUUCGCGCUCGCGCGCGCGCGUCUAUAAUUAAACAUCGGUGGAGGAGCAAAAGUGUCGGGGACGAAGGAGAGCGCGCGUACCUCCUCUUUGUCCGUUCCCUUUUUUUCCAUCUUCCUCCUCCUCCUCCUCCUCCUCCGCUGAACCGCUGAACGACGAAGCGAUGAUUUUUUCCCGAGAACCGCCGACUCCGACUCGACGUGUUCCGCCGCUUCUCCGCUUCUCGGCUAUAAUUAACAACUACGUUUCCUUCUAACGCGUUCACUUGUUCUUCUCGUCUCGCGAUCAUGCCGAACGACGCGUGCCCCUCCGACCGACCUCUCCUCGACUCGAGAAACGUUCUUCGUUCCGAGACGCGGUGGUGAGACGUCGACCGACAGAUGGAUCGUGGCCGCCGUUAGAGGCCAUAGCGUUCGCCCCUCUCGAACCUUGACCGUGAGUCGUCUCCUCUUCCGAUUCUCGCGUUUAAACGCGUUUCUAUUUUUAUCCGGUCGGUCGGUCGGCUGGCGUAGACGGGCGCGCGAGGUCGCGUCGAUCCUCGAAAGUGUAAAAGUAACGGUAACGAGAGGAAAAAGAAAAAGUGAAGUUUCGUUUUUUUAGUGUAGUUCGGUUUAUUAGUUUUUGGUGGAUCAAGUUUGAUCAACGAAGGGAAGAGGAGGAAGAAACGUCGGGGAUCCCGGCUUCGAGAGUUGGAUAGCGGAUUCGCUCGCGAUGCGCGAGUGACGAAGAGAGAAGAGAAGAGAAGAGGAGAGCGGGGACAUCGGCGAGGAAGCGAGCUGCAGAGAAACAACGGAAAGAGAGAGAGGACGAUUCGAAACGACCGAUGAGAUGACAGUGUUGUGCGCGUUGUGGGCGACACUGUCCACCGUGGCAUCGAUCCUCGCCUGUUCCGGAUUUUACCUGCCUUAUUGGAUUCAGGGACGACUGCUGGGAAAGGCGGACGCGUAUUUUGGUUCCUUUCGACGGUGCAACUAUCCACGGAUAAGGGCGGCGAACGCCGCUCCCGAAAUAGUUUACGAGUGCGCCAGAUACUCCAGCUUCUGGGACAUUCCGAGCGGUUGGUGGCAGGCGAGCACGGUCACCAUGGGGAUCGGGGUCGCGAUCGCGGUGAUCGGGGCCCUCACCCUGCUCGCCGCCGCCUCCACCUUCCUCCCGCACAUCCUCAAAACUCCGAGGCACACCAGGGUGCUUGGCUCUCUCCAGUUGCUCGCCGCGAUGAUAUGCGGCGGUCUGGUCAUGUAUCCGAUAGGAUGGGACAACAGGGAGGUGCGGGAGUCUUGCGGGAAGGGUGCUAACGUGUACAAUCUAGGAAAGUGUUCCGUUUCAUGGUCGAGCUAUCUGCUGGUAGGCUCGGUGGCGCUGUUGAUGCUAUGCUUCGGGCUGAGCUUCUGCGCCGCGCGACACAAGCCGUCCAACCCGCACACCGAUCCUCUGCGCAUUUGACAAUCGAGAUACUCUCAAUCGAUUCACGCCUAUGCCUCGCCGAAGACGACCACUCUCUCCUUCGUCACGGUCUGUUGAGCCGUGAGGAGGGCGAGGAGAAGGAGGAGGAACAGGAGAGAAACAGCAAGGAGGAGAAGGAGGAAUAGAAGCAUCGAGAAUCACCUCUACGAGCGUCUCAUCCGGGUACGAGCACACCGUCACGCGACAAACCACACACAACGUCGCACAAGCCACGCGUCACGCGUCACGCACGCUUCCCACCCAACUACCCGAUCGUUUUAUCUUAUCUAAGGACGAAAUUUUACUCUCCAUCCACUCGUGCGCACAGCGUUGCCACGUUUCCACCACGUUUUUUCGCGACCAACUUCUCUACGAGGAGAGGGGAUAUGUGGAAAUCGGGCGAGUAGCGUAAAGCGUUGGGAACCGUGCGAGAUUCUCGAUCGAGCGUUCGAUCCAAUUUUCAUUCCUCGACUUCUCCUUUUUUUUUUUUUUUCGGUAACGAGAGAGCUUUCCCUCUCGACACGCUUUCGAAACUUUUGCUCAAGAGAGAGAGAGAGAGAGAGAACAAAAAGGGAAACGUUUGAAACAGCAAAUGUUUCGGACAGGUAACGACGUACAACAGAGUUCGUUAGCCGCAAAACUUCUCUCCCUGUGAUCUUUGCGACUCUAGAAACUGGACGCAUCUCGUCGUUUCUCUUUGAUUCCCCUCUCCCUUCUCCCCUUCGCUCGAAAGACGCUAAAAACUUUCUCUCGUCCGUGGCUCGAAAAGCGCGUACGCGUUUC